AUCUUUUGCAGUAAUAUGUUGCCUUUAAAUCAAUUGGGAAACCAGCAACCGAAGUUAACGCAACGUUUCUAAAACUUAAAGUCUAAACAUCAAAUAAUAGUUACCAAAUACACAAUAAUAUUAAAACCAAACCAAAAGUGGCCUGCGAAACGAAGCAACCAAAACAACCAAGAAAUGUGAUUCAAAGUGUGCAAUGUAACCAAAUUAUAAUUAAAAAGCUAAAUAAAACGAUAGCCAAAGCAGCAGAAAAGCCGCGGAAAAUCAGCGGGAAAACCAAAGUCAGACCAAAUGGAAAACAAGGAACCCGGCAGCCAAUCGAACAGCCAACUAGCAGCCAUCGUGGCCAAUGAUUAAGGGAACACUUUGUUAGCCAACUCGUAGUAGCAGCAUCCCCCGUCCACACAUAACACCCAGUAACACAGCCACUCAGCCGCACAGAACCACUCGACCUCCCCUCGCAUCUCGAUGCCCGCAAAGAAGGCGUUGGAGCAACAAUUAUAGAAUAGACAGCCAGGCAACCAGACAACCAGACAACCACAUCAGCUCAGCUCGGCUCAGUUCAGCUCAGCCCCAACAGCAAACUCCAAACUCCAAUCACCAACUCCAACUCAAUCUCAAUCCCGAGCCAAAAGCCCCAACAUGGACAUCAAGAUUGAGCAGCAGCAGCAGCAACAGCAAGUGGAGCUGGGACCCUGUUCCCCCUCGGAGGUGCCCAAUGAUCCCGGAAAAAUGUUCAUUGGCGGCCUCAGUUGGCAGACAAGUCCAGAGAGCUUACGCGAUUACUUCGGACGUUAUGGUGAUAUCUCAGAGGCUAUGGUCAUGAAGGAUCCCACGACGCGCAGAUCCAGAGGCUUCGGCUUUGUCACAUUCAGCGAUCCAAAUAGCGUAGAUAAGGUACUCACCCAAGGCACACACGAGCUGGAUGGCAAAAAGGUCGAUCCGAAAGUAGCUUUUCCGCGCCGUGCACAUCCCAAGAUGGUGACGAGAACGAAGAAAAUCUUUGUGGGCGGCCUCUCGGCGCCCACCACACUGGAGGAUGUCAAAAGUUACUUCGAACAGUUUGGUCCGAUCGAGGAUGCAAUGUUGAUGUUCGAUAAGCAGACCAAUCGGCACAGAGGUUUUGGCUUCGUUACAUUUCAAAGCGAAGAUGUGGUAGACAAAGUUUGCGAAAUUCAUUUCCACGAGAUAAACAACAAAAUGGUCGAGUGCAAGAAGGCGCAGCCGAAGGAGGUGAUGCUGCCGGCCAAUCUGGCCAAGACGCGGGCUGCCGGGCGUUCCGCAUACGAUAACAUCAUGUGGGGACUGGGGACAUUGCCCGAAGGUUUUCCGGCAGCUGCCUACGCUGCCUAUGCCGCUGGUCGCGGAUACUCGGGCUAUCCCAGUUUUGGACUGCCCUAUCCAACUGGCUUGACAAUUUGCGGAAUCGGUAGAAGUUAUGGUACCGCUUGUAGCGCUACCCCGGGCCGCAGCAGAGGUGGCCCCGCUGGCGCCGCCUCUGGUGUUGCGGCGACAGGUGUCGCCCCCUCCGGUGGCGCCCCAAGCCACGCCCAGUCGGCGUACCACCAACAGGCGUUGACCCUGCCGCUGGCCACGGCGCUCACGGCUCGAUCCGCGGCCAUCAAAUCGCAGUUUCUGGGCAACAUAAAUUUCUAAGCGAGAACUAACCCGAAUCGAAUCGAAUCGCACAAGUCUGAGAUUGAGAAUGAGAAUGCAAAUGAGAAUUUGAGAUCCAGAGUUCCGUUUUCAUUGCCGCCCUUUUUCUGUGUCAAGUAACUAUAUCUUUCGAGCGGUGACAAGUAGGUACAGCCAUUAAACUCCAAUGCCAACAGCUGCUGGAAGAGAUAUGCUAUCCAGAGCGUUAGAUUAGCUUGUAUCUACGGUAAAUGGUAACCACUGCAACAACCAAAGUAAAAUCCACUAUUAAAGCCACGAAAGUACUCCAGAGUGGAGCAAACUUGCAAAGAACUCACGAGAGAUUUGAAAAGAACUACAUAGAAAAUGUAACUUCGACACAAAAACACACACACUUAGAGCUGCAGUCUAUAUAGCUGAUGAACACACAUACAAACACGAAACUUACAUACUAGACUCUUCCGAAAAGUAUUCCCCAUAUACUUGUAUUAUUGGAGCAGUUAACCAAUUACCGCAGCAGUAUCUGUAGUGUCUAGAGGCAUCCCCAACUUAUAAAACCUACAAUUACGUAUACUCGCAUAUAGAGCAGUUAGCACCCCUACUAAUCCUAGUGCAGUUCCGUAAUCGGAUGUAAUCGAGUACUUAGAUUCGUUUAGAUCUAGGCCAGCAUAAUCACUCAAUUACUCACAGACAUGCGUACACUAUAAUAUAUGUCUCUAGAACCCUAAUUAGCUGUGUGACACAAUUAUUGUAUAACGAAACUCUAUAGCGAACUAUACUCGAUCUUCAUACGCUCCCCGCCCACUCAAAUCCAUAUAUCUCCUGAUUUUUUACACCCCGACCUGUGACCGUUUUUAUCCCGUUUCAGGGACGCUAUCUAUUAUUUAUAAAACUAUUUUACCGUAGCAUUUAAAUGCAAAUUUCAUUUUUAGUCCCUGUAUGCAUAAAUUAGUUGCUACCCCCACAACAACUGCAAAAGUGCACAUGGAAAAACAUUUAGAUAACAACAAAUUUUACCAGGCCUGUCACAUGUAGUGCCAUUAUUAUCCUUUAAUUAAUUUGCUGCACAUUACGUAUGCAAUUUUUCCUUUCUCCACAGCGCUUUCCAUGUCCAUUUCCAGUUGGUUUUUGUUUUUGCUUCCGUCGUUGUCGGUGGUCCCAUGAGUUUUUAGAUAAUUAGCAAACGUGCAGAGAUUUUUGCCAUAGCUAAAGUUCAUUAAUUAGUAGAUUUGUCCAUUAUCCGUAGCUAUGUUAUUCCGUUUCAUAUGUAUUAGCAAACCGCAUUUGGCCCACAUACGAAUUGAAGCCUUGAAGCAUUCAAAACUAUAUAAAUUCCUUCCUUCAUCGGUGCAUCGCAAGAAUUCCAAAAUGGCAACCAAAAACCAAAAACGAGCGAAAUUUUUCGACAUUUCUAUUUAAAUACAU
Drosophila erecta is the source of this 3057-nucleotide messenger RNA. It is a transcript of the gene Rbp6, whose product is annotated as RNA-binding protein Musashi homolog Rbp6. The transcript has 12 exons. Gene Ontology annotation, cellular component: cytoplasm. Gene Ontology annotation, molecular function: RNA binding. NCBI's taxonomy places the organism in Eukaryota, Metazoa, Arthropoda, Insecta, Diptera, Drosophilidae. The record is from RefSeq and is a predicted model, not a curated record. Bases 640 to 1653 code for a protein of 337 amino acids.